Mus caroli (Ryukyu mouse) is the source of this 4405-nucleotide messenger RNA. RefSeq names its product snail family transcriptional repressor 2 (gene Snai2). NCBI's taxonomy places the organism in Eukaryota, Metazoa, Chordata, Mammalia, Rodentia, Muridae. Gene Ontology annotation, molecular function: DNA-binding transcription factor activity, RNA polymerase II-specific; RNA polymerase II cis-regulatory region sequence-specific DNA binding. The record is from RefSeq and is a predicted model, not a curated record. Gene Ontology annotation, biological process: regulation of DNA-templated transcription.
GGCGCCUCCCCGCCCAGAGGAGCUCAGUCGGGCAGGGAGCCGGGUGACUUCAGAGGCGCCUGCCUGUCCCCCGCCGCACCUGAGCCACCGCGAUGCUAUAGGACCGCCGCCUGGACCGUUAUCCGCCCGCGCCCGCCCGCAGCCACCAUGCCGCGCUCCUUCCUGGUCAAGAAACAUUUCAACGCCUCCAAGAAGCCCAACUACAGCGAACUGGACACACACACAGUUAUUAUUUCCCCAUAUCUCUAUGAAAGUUACCCUAUGCCUGUCAUACCAAAACCAGAGAUCCUCACCUCGGGAGCAUACAGCCCUAUUACUGUAUGGACAUCAUCGGCAGCUCCAUUCCACUCUCCUCUACCCAGUGGCCUUUCUCCUCUUACUGGAUACUCCUCAUCCUUGGGGCGUGUAAGUCCCCCUCCUUCCUCUGACACUUCAUCCAAGGAUCACAGUGGUUCAGAAAGUCCCAUUAGUGACGAAGAGGAGAGACUGCAGCCAAAGCUUUCAGACCCCCAUGCCAUCGAAGCUGAGAAGUUUCAGUGCAAUUUAUGCAAUAAGACCUAUUCUACUUUCUCUGGGCUGGCCAAACACAAGCAGCUGCACUGUGAUGCCCAGUCUAGGAAAUCGUUCAGCUGCAAAUACUGUGACAAGGAAUAUGUGAGCCUGGGUGCCCUGAAGAUGCACAUUCGAACCCACACAUUGCCUUGUGUCUGCAAGAUCUGUGGCAAGGCUUUCUCCAGACCCUGGCUGCUUCAAGGACACAUUAGAACUCACACUGGGGAAAAGCCUUUCUCUUGCCCUCACUGCAAUAGGGCUUUUGCAGACAGAUCAAACCUGAGGGCACAUCUGCAGACCCACUCUGAUGUAAAGAAAUACCAGUGCAAAAACUGCUCCAAAACCUUCUCCAGAAUGUCGCUUCUGCAUAAACAUGAGGAGUCUGGCUGCUGUGUGGCACACUGAGUGGCGCAACCAGUGUUUACUCAAACAGAAUGCAUUUCUUCACUCCAAUGACAAAUGACAAAUGAAAGUCCAAAGACAUUUUCUCAUGUGCUUACCAACCAAAUAGUAUGUAUAAAACCACAAAAGAGUCACACACACACACACACACACACACACACACACAGAUAGACAGACAGACAGACACACACACACUACAGAACAGAAUCUAUGUACUUAAAGAAUUCCUUCUAUGUGAAGUUUAAAAUUAUAUUUACUGACAGCUAGAUUGAAAGGAUAAAAGAUAAGAAUCUUUCUCUUUAAAGAUGAAGUGAAAAGCACAUUGCAUCUUUUCUUACUAAGAAAGAAUACAGAGAUUUACACUGCUGCCAAACCAUUUCAACCAAAGGAACAGUAUUUCUUCUUAAUAGAAUUGUAAUAGUGUUUCCAAGAGGAAGAGAGUCUGCCAGACACUAUCUCAGGUGCCUUAUAAAGUACUCCAAGUUUACUUCCUUAAAUGUAUGAUGCCUGGUUGUCAUCAGUGAAUGACAGCCUUUUCUGAAUUACCUACAAUGUCUUAAAACUAUAUUGUUAAGAGAAAAAAAAAAACCAAAAACAAGAAAAAGAACAGAACACAAGAGAAUGUAUUAAAGUAUUCUUGUUUUGUUUUAUUUUUGCCAUGUGUGCCUUGGAAGAGGAGUGAAAGACAAACUUCAAACAUUCCUGGUGCGUGUCCCAUGUCUUUCUUUUUAAAAAAGAAUAUUAAUGUUUUAUAAUACAAAGUAAUGAAAAUAUGCAAAAGAAUUUCUUAGACAUUCAGUAAUGUACUUAGACUUUUAAAAAUUCAUGUGAUGGAUGCAGUAAUACAAUGCCCCUCCAAGUGCCUGUCUUAAUGACUUGUGUAGUUGAUGAACUGAUGUAAAUUUGUGUUUAUUUUUAUACAACUGAAUGAACUCUGUAUGAAAGUGAGGUACGGUUAAUAGCCACGCCUAUAUUCAACCAGAAUACUUGUGAAAUCAAUGUCCUUUUUAAAAAAGUAACUUUCAAGGUCUCUUUUUUUUACAAUAAACAUUUUUGACUAAAAAGUAGUUACUCAUAUACUAUUUUCAAAACUUUAUUGCUUUAAUAUUAAAUACUAUGCUCACAUUUAUUUCUUGCUUUAACAAGAGAAAACAUAAAAGGUAUUUUUAAGCAUAUAAAGAAUCAAUUUAUGUUACAUUAUAAGAAAUUGCCUUUUAUAAAGUCACUAUCACAUUCAAGAGAUCAUGAUGGUAACUUUGUGCAAGUUAUAACAAACACCAUAUUUGAGGGGUAAGAAACAGUCAUGUUAAUCGUCAAAAACUUUUCAAAACAUUUUUAAUGUUAACUUUACUUUGUAAAAACAAGUUAUAGUCAUUUUAUUUUUAUAUGUCAUUGAAAUAGUUCAAGAGUUUUAAAAAUCUAAUUUAAUAAGUGAGGAAAACAUGAAAAGUCUGAAUGAAGGAAAUAGAAUUAUCAUAAAUAAUGCACAUUGGAAAAUUAAGCCUUGUGAACAAAACCCCACAGGUUUGUUUGUGUGUGUGUGUGUGUGUGUGUGUGUGUGUGUGUGUAUACAUGGCCUUUGGGUUAAACUAGAAAUCUAAAGUGUCCUUUUAGGGUAACUGAUCAAAUUGAGCAAGCUUCCACCCAACCCCAGGAUGUGCCUCAUAAAAUAUUUUCUAAUCAUACAUUCCAUAUUCAAGCUAAUGUUCUCUAAGUCAGUAUGUGAGUUUCCUAACCUUAGCUUUGCUAGGUACCAGAGCAUAUAUAUGAACCCUAUCUUGCAGCCUGUAGUGAAAGUAAUUCUCAUUGCUAUUAACUGACAAUUUCGGAGUUGUAAAAUCUUAUUUUUCUUUUAAUAUUUUUGUUAUAUAGGGAAAAGCUGGCAUUAAUAUCUCAAAAGAUACUAGUAAUAGAGCGCUAACAUGGAACUAUAAUAAAUGCUAAGCUGGGGCUUUCCUCACUGAGUAUUUUUCAUUUAUGUUUAAUCCUUGCAUAAAAUAACUGUGUAUUUGAUGAAAAAUGCCAGUUGAUAAUGGCACUUUUUAAUUGUUUGGAUAUCUCAGGCCAUAAUUCUCAAAGGCAAAAUUAUCUGGCACAACAGUUUAUGGGAAUAAAGCAAUAGGCUAUAUCCCUUCGCUGGAGCAUUAUAAAGUAACUUUAGAAUGCCAACUGAAUUAUGUAUACUUGGGACAGAAAUAGUGCAGUAGUAUUCUGAGAGCCUCCAGACUAGCUAAUCCAAGGACUAUCUUGCAAAAAGGAACUAUGAAUCACGCCUAUGCUACAGCUCUUGGGGCUAUCUCAGUUUCAGGAGCUAUAUCUACCCCAAUUUUCAUCUCUCACAGGUUAGCUACAGGCAAACAGUUCUUGGUGUCAAAAUUAAAGCAGCUGACUUCUAAAGGAAAAUAUUUGUUUAUUACUUUAAUUCCUCAGUGAAAGAAAAAAUAUUUUUUUGCAAUAUGUUCCCACUUUUGUUAGUUAAUUCUUAACUAAAAUAUUGCGGUUUUAGAAAAUAUCAUGGCUCUGAAGGAACAGUAGAUGUCAAAAUAAUAUUUAAAUACACCAGAAUUUAUACCUAUUAUGACUUUGAUUGUGCAUAUUCUUCUAAGAUCCACAAAGCUUCUGAAAUGUUCUGUUCUGUUCUACUCAUUCAGGGGACUCACUGAAUCAAAAACUUGCUGUACAUAUUUCUUUUUCACUACAUGGGCCAUUUUUUGCAUGAAAUCUCUCAGAACUCUACACAGCAUUAGCAACAUCUUUUAAUAAUAGUAUAUGAAUUAGUUGAAGAAGCCAACAGAAGUAAAGUUCAUAGAGUCAAAUGAAAUUCAGUAUAUUUUCUCAUUACUGAAGAGUUAUGUUUACUUUCAAGAAAAUCCUUGCCUUCAUUUACUUUAUAUUCUUACUGCAAAUUUGGAAUUACACUGUACCUUGGUUUCCUAAAGCACAAAAUAUUAACAGAGACUCCAUACCACAAAUUAAAAACUGAAGAUCCCUGGCACUAAUGUUUCUACCAGAAUCUUACUGCUGUUAUUUAAUCUUUACUAUGCGUGUAUUACUAUGAAUCUAGUACAUAUUGAUGCUGUAUAGUACAUACACUUGUGCAUAUGAUUUUCCAUAGUAACAACACAAGAGUAUUGCUAUUUCACCAACAUAGGUAUACUCCUAGGUAUACAUAGGUAUACAUUUUCAAUACUCCAUUGAAAAUGGUGCCAAGGUAGUAAAGAGGAUAAGGUACAGAACACAAACCCAUACCUAGAUUUUUCAGCCUCUGAUUAUCUAUAUUUUCCACACUUUGAAAAUGAGGAAACUUGUUCACCUACACUUAGCAUAUAUACAUUAUCUAUACAUUAUGGGUCUGAGGUAGAACUUUGAUAAGGAAGACAAUAAUAUUGUCCUGAAAUACAAUGUUUUAAUGCUAUAUUUAGGGGCUAUCAUAAUUCAAGAAUUACACUAU